GUUAAGUCGCUAAUCUCGCCGCUCCCUCGAGUCCCCCACAUGGAGUAUACGUUUUCGCUGUUAUUGCUUCUUGUUGUGACACUCGUGAUCCGUCGUCCGGAUGGUGUACGCGCUUGUUAUCUGGGCACUUAUGCCGAAUCACUUCCGCGAACGGUCAACUGGCCGUCAACCUCGACAUUCCUCGAACCUUGGCGUCAAAUUGUGCCGUUCUUGUUUCGCCCGCCCGAAUUUUUGGAUCGAUGGGCCAAAGCGGAUUUCGCCCUGCUCGAUGCCACCCUCUCUCUGCCUUGUUCCAUGCUCCAAUAUCAGCCGAAAGUCCUUUUGUUACCGGAAGCGUGGAUUGAAUUUUUGCCCGCCUUGGAGCACGGCGCUCGAAAUGCGGCCAAUCAAGCGCCCCGUCCAUAUUUUGAUAUGUGCGACUUGUUUGCCAGUUCCAACGUCAGCCGCAAUUCCGUUCCAGGAUGCCAAAACUGGGACGGCCUGGAAGCGUGGAAACGUUUGAGGAUCUUUUACGAUAUCCAGUCGCCCAUAAGCGCCUCCGAAGCCCCGACGGCCCAUCGCCUGCAGUGUGGUGAUAGUGGUAAUAUCAGUGCUAACGCGACGUGGGCCAUAAAAGUGUCGUCGAUGGUGAAACGAUGGAUGGCCGAGCGGUCACCUUGGAUCAGACCCAACGCCACUAUGCCUAUUGUGAUCGUUUCCAGGCAUCCGUCGCUUAUUAGUCGGCAACAUCAUUUACCCGCUGUCCAGGCUGAAUUGCAACUCACUUAUUGGAUGGACACUCGGUGCAUCAUUGCGUGGCCGAAGGACGACGGUGGAGGGGAAGACGCUACGACAUUGAAAGAAGCCCAAACGACGCCAUUUCUUCAUUUUGGCGACGCUAACAAUUUGCCACUGGGCCGCGGUAGCAACAACCCUUUGUGCCGUUUUCACCCGCGAUGUCUCGUGUGUUGCGGUCUCUACUGUGACUUUGAAGAUCAACAGUGCAGAUGGCAAUGGUCGCGGUUCGUCCGCCGGUCGGCAACAGAAAUCAACGCCACCAUCUACACGGCCCCCGAUCCCGCCAUGAUUAGCGGUCCACUAGACGACGCUGAUGGCAGACCUACAGGUCACUUCCUCUACGUGGCCGGAGCGCUGGACAACCCGAAGGCGAUCGAAUUGUCGUCGCCUUGGUACCAAGAAUCCGGCCCUUACUGCAAACUCUCUGUGGCUCUGCACAUGAACAACAUGGAGGACGGCAACUUGAAGAUUGUCGUCGAGACGCGCAAUCACACGUGGGUCAUUGUCGAAACGCUGGGCAAUGGCCUUCGGGAGUGGAGGACCUUGACUCAAAGCGUCGGAAGGAUCAGCCAACCUUUCCGACUCAAGUUGGAGUUUACCGAAGGCAAAAAGAUUCCCUCCCACGCUGCCGUCGAUAACAUACGCCUACUCUCUUGUCUCACAGAAAUCCCGCCCAACGGUCAUUGCGACUCGGCCAAACGAGCGUUCCGCUGCGAUGAUGGACGUUGUCUACCGCGUGACCAGGUCUGUGAUAUUAGCAAAGAUUGUCCAGGUGGCGAGGACGAAGACCAAGAUUGCGAUCAAGUGUUGGAGGGAUCGCGUUGUGAUUUCGAACGAGGAUGGUGCGGCUGGGUGAACACGCUGCGCGACGAUAUGGAUUGGAGGAGACACAACGGCUCGACGCCAACUCCGCAGACGGGCCCCGGUCACGACAACACGUACAAGAACAGCACGGGCAUGUACGUCUACGUCGACAUGUCUGAAACACGACAGCUGGGCAACGCGGCCGUCCUCCAGAGCACCCGAUUUCCACCUCCGCCGAAAUACCACAGCAACCCGGCAUCACCUUACUUUAAUUCAUGUCAGAUCCGCUUCUUUUAUCAUCUCUACGGGCCGCAUAUUGGAGAUCUGGUCGUCCGCGUCGUCGAGGAGGAUCCGCGUUACGGCCGCGAUAACAAAUCGACCGACAUUUGGCGCGAGUCGCGCAAUUUGGGCGACAUGUGGCACAGGGCCGCCGUCGCUCUUCCGCCCAUCAAAAACUGGUACACGAUCCAGUUCAUCGGCAAGAGAGGCAUCCGCUUUCGAGGCGACACGGCCAUUGACGACAUUUCACUCAGCCCCGAAUGUUCCGGCAUCGGUGUUCCAAAAAACGAGACUGCCGGUUGGCCACCGGAUCCUGCCCAUUACGACGAACCCAAGUUUAUUCGUUACGUAUUGACGAGUUGUGGAGCCAAGGGACGAAUCGGACCGCAUCAAAAUCAAUGUAGCAAUGCCUACCAGGACAGCGUGACUCAAGUACAGGUACUCAGUCAGGGCCGUCUGUCUGGCGUUCAAGUCUGGACGGCACCAGUUACUGGAUUGUAUACGUUCAUCGCAAAAGGAGCUAGUGGCGGCCUAGGACCUGGCGGUUCGAGUCCUUCCGGAUCGCCUGGUUUGGCCGGCUACGGUGCCCGCGUUCGGGCCGUUUUCCCUUUUACCGCUGGGACGCAAAUUUAUUUCCUGGUCGGCCAGGAAGGGACAGCUGCUGUCCGAGAAAAGCCUAAAGAUAGCCACAAUCGCAAUUCAACCGAGACGGGCAACAGUGGCUCGUCCAACGGCGAAACACGACGCGGCGGAGCAUUGGAACGAGUGCGCGGCUUACACAACGCCUCAAAUGGAGCGCAUGCAUCGGGCAACGGGGGCGGAGGAGGUGGCGCCACGUUCGUUUUUCAGAUGGAUAGUCAAGGCAUCCCAAUUCCGUUGAUGGUGGCGGCGGGCGGAGGUGGGAUUGCAGCCAUUGGGCGCUUUAGUCCCCGUCCGGCAGACUUGUCUUUAGUGCAUGGUAAAGGAUUUAACAGCUUUCUACCACGACCAGGCAUGUCAGGCCAAGGCAACUUUAAGGGCGCCGGCGGCGGGGGUGGCUGGAAUGGAAGCGCAGAGACGGAAGCUGUUGGAUUCUCCUUACUGGAAGGCGGUCUCGGAGGUUUGUCUUGCAACGCCAAAGCUGAAUGGCCUACGUACGGCGGCUUUGGCGGAGGCGGUGGCGGAUGCACUAACGGCGAAGGAGGCGGAGGUGGCGGUUACAAUGGCGGCAACGCUGUAGCCAAUUCGAGCGGAGAAGGUGGUUAUUCUUUCGUCUCUCUGCUGGCCAUCGAAAGGCUGACGGAGGUGGAAGAAGGUCAAAAUGCAGGACCGGGAUCGCUAGACGUCAUGCCAGCCAUUCCAGAAGGCUGCGGAUGCGAACAAUUAUGUAUUGUUCUCGAUCCAUCCCUGGAAGAGAAACAAUGCGUCUGCCCGAUAGCCUCUGCAGGCGAAUGGCCGGCAGAAGACAAUGUUACUAAAUGCGCCGGUUUCAACAGCGAAACUGGUUUAUUGGGUACUCCACAUCUGAUCGGUACGGUGGUGGCGGCCAUUUUGGUCUUUGUCAUUUUCAGCAUCAUCUGUUUCUGUUUGUAUACCCGAUACCAACGUCAACAAUUGGCCGCUUUACGUAGAAAAGCCAUGGCAGCACCAGAACUGCAACUGAGCCGAUUACGCGGACCUUCUUCUUCGAUGGUCUCUGAAUACAAUCCCAACUACGAGUUCGGCUCCGGAGCUCCUUGUUCCGUUCAGGGACUAAAGGAAAUCCCUCGUGAGAACUUGAGACUCGUCAGAGCUCUAGGGCAGGGAGCCUUUGGUGAAGUCUACCAGGGUUACUUGCGUCACGUCGCUGGGGAUUCGGUCGAGAUGCCCGUUGCCGUCAAGGUUUUACAGACCUUACCGGAGUUGUCAUCCAAUCAAACAGAAAUGGAUUUCCUAAUGGAAGCCAUCAUCAUGUCGAAAUUCCAUCACGCCAAUAUUGUUCACUUUAUUGGCAUUUGUUUCGAUAAACAUCCCAGAUUUAUCGUACUAGAGCUCCUCUCCGGUGGGGAUCUCAAAACCUUCCUACGCGAAUCCCGACCAAAACCGGAACGUCCUUCGACGUUGACCAUGAGGGAUUUGCUGAAAUGCGCACUAGACGUAGCUAAAGGAUGUCGUUACCUGGAAGAAAACCAUUUCAUCCAUCGAGAUAUCGCAGCUCGCAAUUGUUUAUUGACGACAAAAGGGCCCGGCCGAGUGGUGAAAAUCGCCGAUUUUGGCAUGUCCAGAGACAUCUACCGGGCGGACUACUACCGCAAAGGAGGCAAGGCCAUGCUGCCAGUGAAAUGGAUGCCUCCGGAAGCGUUUUUGGAAGGCGUUUUCACAUCCAAGACGGAUGUCUGGUCAUUCGGCGUCUUAUUGUGGGAAGUCAUGUCGUUGGGUUACAUGCCCUAUCCGGGUCGAGGUAACCAAGAAGUCAUGCAAUUGGUCACAAGUGGCGGACGGCUCGAAGCGCCGCCAGGUUGCCCUGGCCCCGUUUACCGGAUCAUGGUCCACUGUUGGCACACCAAUCCGGAAGAAAGACCAUCUUUUGUCACUGUCCUAGAACGUAUCGGCUACUGCAUGCAAGAUCCCGACGUCCUAGCUAUGCCUAUUCCCGUCUUCCAGAGGCCGCUCUCCCAAGAACGAGACACCACAAUUGUAAGACCGCCAGCAGGGGCGGAUACCAGCGAUUGCUUGCGGGUAUUGCGCCCUCGCACGAGUAGUGGCAACUUGCUAGCCGGAACAACGAUGACCGCUGGAGCCACUGGUCCGUCUUCAUCAACGAACACGAGCGAUUACUUGAUCCCAUUGACUAAUAAUAACCGAUCGUCCAGCGCGGAUUUGGUUAGUGAUUCAACCGGAAGCAUUGACGGUGCUAGACGUACAUCCGGGCCGGAACAAUGCGGCUACUGGGAAACGUCGUUCACUCGCGAAGGAGUCAAAGCCAUCGCUCGAGGUGAAGUUGUCCCGGACAGCAACGGAAGCGCUGGCAACCUGAGCUUAGGGGAUUUGAGAUCCGGCAGUACUAAGCGACGCUCCAAGGGUUACGCCACCGUUCCAACAUUUGAAGCGCCCAGUUUAAGCCAAUCGCAGUCGAGUCAGCCAUUGCUGGACACUCCUCCUGAUUCGCCAACGGCUACAGAUGACGGCCCCAACUCGUCGUCUCUAAACGGAAGGGCCGGCAACGGAGAUGUUCUUGGUCCUUUGGACGCCGCAACUUUAUGUCGCCAAUCUUACGCAAACGUCCGCAUUGUGAAUCCAGCUGCACCAACGGCAUCUAUUGGCAACAGCAAUAGCAGUACACCUUCACGCGCCACCCCGCCAACGAAAGCUGAACGCUCUGUCAAGCAAAAUGAAAUCAGCUGUUAAACGAAAAAAAAAAUGUUGGAUAAAUCGCAAAAAAAAAAAUAUUAUUAAUAUGAAAUUGGGUAAAUGAUAAUUCAAUUGUUAAUUACAGUAAGCUUCACUCGUCGUGAUAAAACAGAAGUGAAAGAAGAAAAAAAAAAGAAACGAUUUUUGAAAUCCUGUUGAAACUGCUCAUAAGCUGCAACCGGUGAUGUGGUUUUCUAGUUUCUUUCUUUCUUAAAUAUUCAGUUUCAUUUUUUAUUGUAAAUGAAAAGGAAGAAGAAAUUUUUUUUUUUUUUUUUUUUUUCUUUCUAGCAACAAAUUUCAAUUGAGAGCCAAGACGAUCUUGUUCGUUGAUUGUCACAGUUUCUUAUCCUGUUGAUCUUUCUUAAGAGGAAAGAUACAGUAGUCAGCCGGAAAAAGGAGGGUACGUUGGAGAAGGAAACGUUCCCACCUAUUUGCUGUUUUUAUCUCCAUCCGUCUCUUGUCUAAUACGGUCGGCAUUGUCCGGUUCACAUUUUUUUUUUUUUUAUUUGAUUUGAUUUAUUUUUUUUCUAGUCCAUUGUCUUAUCCGGCGAGGGACGGUCUCUAACCGAUUGGGUCUCUGAUUACCGUCACUUCCUUUUUAAGUUUUGUCUUUUAUUUUAAAGAUAGAAGGUCGUGACGUGUCUUGUUUCUGUUUUGUGUUUUCAUCCCAUGUCUGGGCCACGAAAUAGACGACCGUCAAAAACUUUCUCUCCACUAAGAAAAGAAAGAA
Molecule: messenger RNA, 5959 nt
Organism: Daphnia carinata
Lineage: Eukaryota; Metazoa; Arthropoda; Branchiopoda; Diplostraca; Daphniidae
Gene: Alk
Product: tyrosine-protein kinase receptor-like
Biological process (GO): multicellular organism development; cell surface receptor protein tyrosine kinase signaling pathway; protein phosphorylation
Cellular component (GO): membrane; signaling receptor complex
Molecular function (GO): protein binding; ATP binding; transmembrane receptor protein tyrosine kinase activity
Source: RefSeq, a predicted model, not a curated record